GACAUUGCCGCCAAUAAUGUGGGUUCGUUUCUGUCUGGGGCUGAUCAGCAUGUUCAGCAUCCAUCCCACUUCUCCUUCUCAGCCCAUCAGCACCAUCGAAUCGAAUCACAAAGAACAAAUAGAAAAGGAACAACGGAAGCAAGCAAGCAGGAUACACAACCAUGAGUAGCAACCAGUUGGCAACCCAUGGCAACCAGAGGACCAUGAACCUCAAUUCGAUCAUCUUUCAGAACAUCGUGGAAUCGCCCUACCUCAAGACACUCGGCGAAUUGUCGAACUUUCAAGAGAUCGUGAACGAGGCACAACGAAACGUGAAAUCCAUGGAGCCGUAUCUGAAAGGAAGCACUCCGUCAACCGCUUGGGUGGUCAUGUACAAGUUCUGGACGUUGCCUCUGACGGUCCGACAGCUUGAAAACUUGAUUGACCAUCCUCACUCGGUAUACCUGAGAGGCAUUGGGUUCCUGUACUUGAGAUUCGUCUGCAAGCCAGAUCAGCUGUGGGACUGGCUCGGAGCGUACCUCGAAGACGAUCAGGAGAUUAUGCUCCAGAGCGGCGUCAAGCCCGUUUAUUCAACCAUUGGUAAGAUGUGCUACAUGCUGCUGCACGACCAAAAGUUCCUAGGUCAAAUCCUGCCAAGAAUCCCUGUCCUAGUAAUGCGGGAUCUAGAAGUAAAGCUGGAACCGUAUGCCGAUGCUGGACGCGCUAAAACUGGCCAGCGCGACCACCUCAAAAAAGAAAGGCCCGAUCGAGACCGUGGAUCAGGCAGAGGUAGGGAUCGCGAGAGGGAUGAUAACUAUCGUGGUCCCAGAUACGAUCGCGAUCGAUCAAGAUCAAGAGAACGAAGCAGGGAUCGAGGCGGUCGUGGUCGGCGCAGCUACAGCAAAAGUCGCAGUCGCAGCCGUGAUCGCUACCGCGACCGCCGUGAUGAUUACCGUCGUCGCAGUCGCAGUCGAAGCCCAGCCAGACGUUGAAGUUGAGCAAGUGGACCAACUUCAAUGAGUUACCAUCCUGGUAGAGAUUUACCUUUGUGACCUCCAACGUUUGUUUCGUGCAUCGUAUUAAAUUUCUGAUGGUGU
This is a messenger RNA of Gamsiella multidivaricata, 1076 nucleotides long. RefSeq names its product PRP38 family-domain-containing protein. Bases 162 to 971 code for a protein of 269 amino acids. Lineage: Eukaryota; Fungi; Mortierellomycota; Mortierellomycetes; Mortierellales; Mortierellaceae. The record is from RefSeq and is a predicted model, not a curated record. Gene Ontology annotation, cellular component: precatalytic spliceosome. The transcript has 7 exons.